This is a messenger RNA of Capronia epimyces CBS 606.96, 1074 nucleotides long. RefSeq lists its product as uncharacterized. Gene Ontology annotation, biological process: U1 snRNA 3'-end processing; U4 snRNA 3'-end processing; exonucleolytic trimming to generate mature 3'-end of 5.8S rRNA from tricistronic rRNA transcript (SSU-rRNA, 5.8S rRNA, LSU-rRNA). The transcript has a single exon. The coding region runs from base 1 to 1074 and encodes 357 amino acids. Gene Ontology annotation, cellular component: cytoplasmic exosome (RNase complex); nuclear exosome (RNase complex). The record is from RefSeq and is a predicted model, not a curated record. NCBI's taxonomy places the organism in Eukaryota, Fungi, Ascomycota, Eurotiomycetes, Chaetothyriales, Herpotrichiellaceae.
AUGCCCUCCACCACAUCAGGCCUUUCCAGCGACCGCGACCCCUCGGUUCCCGCGUCGGCCAUGCCUUUGAUCUCCCCCAAUGCCCUCCUCUACGCGCACUUGAAGCAGAACCCGCCUCGGCGACCGUCAAACCGAGCGCCCUCAGAGUUUCGCUCCAUCCAACUCAAUGUCGGCUCCUUGACCCACUGCAAUGGCUCAUCGCUGGUCAAGAUCGGCGCAACAACAAUUGUGUGCGGAGUCCGCGCCGAGAUUCUUCCAGUCACGGAGAUCCCCAGCUUUAGAAUCACAAGAUCCGGCGCAUCAUCCACACCAGCAGCUGCAGCUGAGGAAGAGGAGGAGGUGUAUUCGGCAAUCCCGCUGUACAAUCUGGUGGUCCCGAAUAUCGAGCUCGCCACCGGCUGCUCGCCGAGACACCCGGCAAACACGACCCCUUCGACCGAAGCUCAGUCAAUAUCACAACGUUUAUUGUCAUUGCUGCACACGUCGCAGCUGGUCAGAUCUUCCGACCUGGAGAUCAGCUACACACCGCCUCCGCAAGCAGAGGAUCUCGAGCUGGGUCUCGACACGGACCCUCGGCUGAAGGCAUACUGGACGCUAUACAUCGACAUGACGUGCAUCAGUCAUGGUGGGUCGAUCUUCGACGCCGCAUGGCUGGCGCUGUACGCGGCUUUGAAAAACACGCUCCUCCCCAAGGCAUGGUGGGAUGCCGAUCUAGAACAGGUGCUCUGCUCUGCCGAGGUGAGCGAUGCACGAAAGCUCGACCUACGAGGCAUGCCUGUGCCCAGUAGUUUUGGCGUCUUCGUCCCCGAGAAGAGAGUGCUCGGUCAAGAUGGCCGCGAGGAUGGAUUCUGGGUCCUCAUGGACACGGAUGGGUUUGAGGAAGAAGCGUGUGGCGAAACCGGAUCCAUCACCGUGGACGCGGGCUCGUCGACGGGCUCGCCGUCAAUACUGCGGAUUGAGAAGAACGGCGGCUCCAAUGUCGGCGUAGACCAGAUGGUGGAGAUCGUCGCAUUGGCCGAGCGAAGGUGGCAUCAAUGGAAAGCCGCUCUGAACUCGGUGGUAACGGCGUCCUGA